CAUGGCAACUGUACAGCAUGUGCUUACAAAAACAAGAGCUUGACCGUUCACCGACAGCUUUCUCGACAUCCGACAUCUAAACGCUCUACGACGCCAUCUUAUUCAUCCUGCGUCUAUCGGUGGAGGAGACCGCGGAGACACACACGUCUCACACACACACACACACACACACACACACACAGAGGGAGCGAAGCCGAAGAGAGUCGACGAUGAGCGGAGCCAAAGCCCGCAGCGACGCGCCUGUUGCUGAAAAUGUCCCCGGCGGCGGCGGGCACAGCACUGCGGCUCCUCCGUGGGACCGCAAGCCCGGCGGAGGGGUUCUGAAGAGGCUCAAGUCCCGUAGGAGCCAGAUGGACAGCAGGCCCGUCACGGAGGAAGACCUGCGGACACAGAGUGGACACAUCACGCCGGAGGACGUGUUAGGACUGCGGGUGGCCGCGCGAGGGUACCUCUGUAAACCCGAGGACAAUAUUUAUAACAUCGAUUUUGUGCGCUUUAAGAUCAGGGACCUGGAGACAGGCACUGUCCUGUUUGAGAUUGCCAAACCCCCAAAUACAGAGGACGACGAGGAGAACAGAGAGGCCGAUUCCAGCGCAGGUCGAUUUGUACGCUACCAGUUCACCCCGGCCUUCCUGAGGCUGAGGACCGUGGGAGCUACGGUGGAAUUCACAGUCGGGAACCGGCCUUUGAACAACUUCCGCAUGAUCGAGAGGCACUACUUCCGCGAACACCUGCUGAAGAGCUUUGACUUUGACUUUGGGUUCUGUAUCCCAAACAGCCGUAACACCUGUGAGCACAUCUACGAGUUCCCUCAGCUGUCGGAGAGCCUGGUCCGUCAGAUGGUGGAGUGUCCUUAUGAGACCCGGUCAGACAGCUUCUAUUUCGUUGAGAACAGACUCGUCAUGCACAACAAGGCAGACUACGCGUAUAACGGAGGACAGUGAUGUCUGCCUGCUAGCAUGAAGGAAACACACAUACACACAUAAACUUGUGAAUGCACACACAUGUAUUCACAUUUAUAGACUCACGUACAUAUUACAUACACACAUGCAUGCACAUGGCUCUACACACACACACACAUCGUUCAUUCACUCAUACAUGCACAAGCAGCUACAGACACGGUUGAUUUGCCUCUUAUAUUUGUAAAGAUGAAUUGACAUUUACUGGGAUCAUUUUCAGGGACUGUUUCUGAUAUUCCAGGAGGUCACUAUCAGUCUCUGCUCCGACAUACAAGCAGGAAGCCUCUGUUUGAAGAAGGUUAAUGUAUCUGUUUUUAAUUAUGAACAGUUCUGUUUUAAACCAGAAGAGGACUCAUCACUCAUGUGACGUCUCAAACGGACCAAAUGGUUAUUAGAUAGAUAGUUCGGUCCCCUGUUAGCAGUUUUAAAAGUGUCCUAACACUGCCUCAACACACACACACGCUCACACACACACACACACACACACGCACAAACACACACUCAAUCCUCAAGUGACACACAUAGUGUUUACGCAGUGUUUGUCAGAAGCAGCUGUUCUCAGAGCUACCGCCUCCACAAUCCACUCCAGACAAUAUCGGGGGAGAAAGGACGAAAGCAUCCACACAAACACUCCUGUCAAGCACACAUGGUCACUCCUACGAUUCCCCUCCCCAACUCCCUCUCCUCUCUCGUUUUCACACACACACACACACACACACACACACACACACACAAAAACAGACACAUCAACAAUAUAAAAUGUUGAUUAACGGUCUCUGAGAUCAUUGCUUCUCUCUGAUUGAUAGCAACAUGAAUCAGGUAACUUUUAGCUGCAAUUCAAUUGUAACCUCUGACUGCAACCAAACAAAAGACGAUUAUUAUUGCACAUUAUUAAGAACAGUCAAAAAGGAAUUUUCAAGUAAAAAAUACUCAUAAGUUCUGAUAUUUAUUUAUUUAUUUAUUGGUUUAUUUGAACGGGACAGUGCACAUUAAUAAAAACAUUUCUGCAAAUGCGCCAGAGUUAUGGAGUUAUAUCACGAUGCAUGUGUGGUGUUAUAAACAAAAAAGAAGAAGUGGAAUACUGAAUACCAGAUAUACUGUGAAAAAAAGAAAGGUCUAAAGGUUGGGCAUCCUUAAAGUCACAUCACAUAUUCUUUCCCCCCCCCCCCCAAGUUGGAAUACGUCUGGAAAUUGAGUGGUCUUUCUAGCUCCAGUAAAUAGUGCACUUCCUCUUUGUACUUUGUAAACUUUGGUGUUCAGGGUUAAAGGUGGUGUUUGUACAAAUAUAUAUAUAUAUAUAUAGUUUGUAAAAAAAGUGAUUCAAGAAAAAUAAAUGUACAUUUUCAGAUACAGGAUGUUUGAUGUGUGUUUCUUUCUGGGGAUGAGAAAGGUUGCAGGAAGUUGAGCUGUUUUUUUGGCAGUUUUAGAAGUCCCACAAUUGGCCACUAGGAGGAGUUAUGUUAUAACUAAGUCAUGAAUUAGCCCACUGCUUUCAGUUUAGUUUCAUGUUGGAUUGUGGAAAAGAUCACAGCAGUAGCUUUCAUUAUUACAUGGGGACAUGUCGACAUUUGUAUCUGCUCAAAACUUUAGAUGGGGUCAUGAUCUAAUCCCUUUAUAUUCCUCUAUGGCUGUGGUUUCACUGCAGAGGGGACAUAGCACUGAUAAUAUCAUUUUAAUUCCACAUAAUGACUCUGUCUACAGGCCACAUGUGAUGAUCUUGAAUAGCACGCAAUGCAUUCUGAAAUUUGUUCGGGAUUGCUACACUUUGAUCCUCCAUUUUUGGAGUCUUGUGGGAUUUAAACCAAAAUCUGAGCUGCUCUCUGUUUAUUCUUUCUCAGGCUGUUUCUUCCUAUCUCUGUGUUCAUCGCUUGAUCUCUCUCAGCUUCUCUCAGUUUCCAGCUCCAAUGCCCAAAAUCUCAUGGUCUUUUCUCCCUCGCCUCUCCUUUUCGGUUUCUCUCUCCACACCUAUGGCAGCGCUGCUCCCUCCCUCGCUCUCCUGCUCUGUUUUUCCCUUUUCUUUCCUCCUCUCUCACCUGGUAACCAGACCUCUGGAGAGGAGGGUUGAGUUUCCACUUUCCCAGAGAAGAGGACAAUCUGAGCCACACAAAGACUCACAAUGGACCCCCUCUGCUCUCGCCUCCCUUCGCUCUGUCACUGCACAGCUGCACACACAUACACUGAAACAUACAACACAC
This is a messenger RNA of Anarrhichthys ocellatus (wolf-eel), 3154 nucleotides long. RefSeq names its product protein unc-119 homolog B-like. The transcript has 5 exons. Lineage: Eukaryota; Metazoa; Chordata; Actinopteri; Perciformes; Anarhichadidae. The coding region runs from base 210 to 944 and encodes 244 amino acids. Gene Ontology annotation, cellular component: cilium. Gene Ontology annotation, biological process: lipoprotein transport; cilium assembly; nervous system development. Gene Ontology annotation, molecular function: lipid binding. The record is from RefSeq and is a predicted model, not a curated record.